UUAAUAAAGUUUGAGAAAAUAAACUGAAAUUUUACUAAUACUUCUCUUCGAAUUGGAAGUUUCUGCAAAGAACUUGUAUUACUUUCCCUUUAUUUUUUUUUUAAGAAAAACAUUUUCACGUCUAAGGAGGCUGACUUCCUUCACUGGUCAUACGUUGAUGUUAGGACUAUAUUUAGACGAAAUCGGACGGAGUGUGCUUCAUCGUCUCUUAUUCUUUGUGUAGUUGCUUGUGCCUCGUCUUGUUGUCGUAGUUCGAAUUUCUACGUUUUUAACGCUUCCCUCGUUAUAUCUGCAGGAAUGGAAACAUGUUUUGAACCUUGAUUUGUCAUUGUGAUAAUGGUGAGAGUUAUAUAUUAAGGUAAAUCGGAGAGAAAGAAAGAGUAUUGCGUUUAUAAAGGUCAAAAUUGAUUUAUGGCCAAUUGGAAAAAUUCCAAAAAUUAGGGAAAAUUUGUUAUACUUAUGCUAGAAAGGCUAAAAUUUUAAUUUAAAUUAUUAUUUUGUUUUAUAAUCAUAUAUUUUAAAUAUAUAUAUUACUUAUAGAGAUUGUGCUAUGUUUCAAUUAAGAAUUUGUUCUGUUGCCAUUCUACAAAUUAAUUAAGAGAUAUGGCCGAAGACAACUUUUCUGUUGUAGUUGAUUCGGAUUUUGUGCACAACAUUACGUCUCCUGUGGUUUUUGCAGAGGAAUAUCAUCCUUCCCCACUGAUGGAACUAAUAGAUGACGAUGAGGAUGAAUGUAAUGAUAAUGAAGAAUGUGUGGAUAUUGAUGAUGAUGAUGAUGACAACGACGAUGAAUUAUCACCAGAAAAUGAAAUUGCAGUCACUUCUGAUGAAUUUGAAUGGAUUCAGUCAAAGUUUGAUUCAAAAACUGAAAAGCAAAUAAAUUCUGAUUUAUCCAUUAGAAAUUUUGGAAAUGAAAAAAGUCCAUCCAUUUUAAGUAAUAAAAAUGAAGUUGCUAUCUCUGCUACUAAAAUAGAUAGCUAUAAACAAGUUCGUAAUGACUCUUCAACAGAACAAGCUGAAAAAGACAAGCAGUCAAAUCCUAAUAAUAAUUUUAAAAAUUACAAAUCUGAUAUAAAACACGAAGGAGUAUUCGUUCCUUCAAGCUCAGAAGAUAAAUAUAAUUCCCAAUUUUUGAAUCAGAAUAAACCAAUGGCAUGCUAUCAUAAUUGUCAUCAUAACUGUAUUCCAAAUUGCUGUACCGUUUCUUCUAGAAAUGUUUUUUGUCAACAUGAAAUGGAUAUUUCACCUUUUGAUAAAAAUUUUUAUCAUGAUUUUUCACAUUCUAGAAUUAGUCACCAUUUCUGCAAUUGGUAUCUCACUCACGUACCAAGCAGAUUUCACUGUUGGCAUAAUCAAACCAAUAUUAUUCGUUCACAAUCUAUAAGCGAUAGAGGGGCUUGCUCAUCUUCGCUAUCUCCUUACGAAACUUUCCCACGAACGUUGAGAAGUAGCUGCAAUCACGAUCUUGACGUAGAGUCUAAUGAAUGCUUUUUUACUGAUUUUCAACAUCCGCUGGAUGCUGAUAUGAAGAAAAAUAAUAAGGUUGGAGGGUUUGGACAAGAUUUUGAAGAUACACAAGAAAAACUCCAUCAUUUAGAAACUGAAAAAGAAAAUUUACAUCUUCAGAUAAAUAUGUUACAGGAGCUCAUGUCUCGAUCAUACAUUGAAAAUAGCAAGCUCGAUCUAAUGAGUGAAGUAUCUACUUUUCGUUUAAGACUUGCCACUGCUGAACAAGAAAGGCGAGAUAUUGAAGAAAAGUAUAAAAAAUUGGAGAGUGAACUUGUUAUUGUCCAAGCCCGGUUGGCUGAAAAAGAAGCAGAAUUAGCUACUUUAAAAAGUAGGGCUGUUCGAAAUGGAACUGUAACUCCCAUAACAGACUAUGGAUCUGAAAUAGAAAAACUGAAAAGANAAAUACAUGAGCCAAUCACAGUAAACAUUUUAAGUGAACAAAUUGAUGCACAAAAUGAUAAAAUCCAAGAUUUAGAAAAGAUAGUGGAAGAAAAAAAGGAGCAUGUUGACAAUAUGGAAGAGAUGCUUCGUCAAGAAAAAAAAAUAGAAGAGUUAAGAUCAACUUUAAACAUGUACAAAAGAAUGCAAGAUAGGAAAGAACUUUAUCAGAGCCAAGGAAAGAAAGAAUUUACUCCAUACAGAAGUGGACAGUUACGAGAAAGAAUACCUUCAGAUGAUUCACUUAUAUCUAAUCCUUGUAUUGAUAGCAAUAAGAAAAAUCAAUCAGAACAAAGACUGGCCGAAAAACCACCUCCAGUGCCGCGACCUCUUCCAACUCCCAUUGCUUCUUCGUCACCUAAUUCCGAUAUUGCAUCAAUUAACUCUUGGAAGGAGGGAAAUUUAUCUCAAUAUUCGACAUCAUCUAGUCCUAUUUAUAAUAUAAAUAACUUUUCUCCUUCGUUUAAUUCGUCGCCCAUCCAAAGAGCGAGCAGUGCAGAAAAUGUUAGUCCACCACAGCAAAAGACUCCUCCCGCAAAAAGGAACUAUGUUACUAUACCUAGACAGCAUGGAACACAGUUAAUGCAGCAGAUCCAAAAUCAAAUAGAAAAUGCAUCUUGUAAUAAUGGAACAUCAUUAUUAGAACAUCAAGCAUUGCAAGGUCAGCCCCAAUCGCAGUCAGUACAAAAUCUUCAUCAGGGGCUUGAGAAUUAUCGUCAUUUCCGAAACAAGGGAUCAGGUGCUUCCUUUGGUAAAGGAUUUUUUAAAUUAAGAAAGGGAAAGCACAGUUCCAGUGCACCUGAGCUAGCUCAACCAGAAACAUCACAAGAAUCAUUAAGAUCCAGUUCAUUAUUACAAGGAUCACCAUUAUUUGCUUUGAAACAGGAUAAAGAAAAAAAUAAAGGCAUUAAAAAAAUUUUAGGAAAAUUAAAACGCACAGGAUCACAAAGUUUAGAUAUUCAAGAAGGGGAACUGAAAAGAGGUGGAAUAAGAGCUACUGCAGGGCCUCGUCUUGGAUGGUCUACCGAUUCAAGAAAGUCUGGAAAUAUAACAAAUGAUACACCAUUUUCACAAUGGGAUGCUCAAAUGUUAUCUGAGUGGUUACACAGAUUAGGUUUAAACAUGUAUGUCACUGAGUGUAAAAGGUGGAUUAAAAGUGGAGAUCAGUUACUUAAAGCUACCUCAAAUGAAUUAGAAAAAGAAUUAGGAAUAAAAAACAUACUACAUAGGAAGAAAUUACAAUUAGCUAUUCAGUCAAUGAAUGGAGAUAAAAAUGUCAUGUUAGAAGCAGCUGGAAAGUUGGAUAAUUCGUGGGUAGUAAGAUGGCUGGAUGAUAUUGGUCUACCUCAGUAUAAAGAAAGUUUUUGUGAAAGUCGUGUCGACGGUCGUAUGCUACACUUUUUGACUGUGGAGGAUCUUUUUAACUUAAAAGUAACAAAUCAAUUACACCAUAUCAGUAUAAGAAGAAGUAUUCAAGUUUUAAGAGCACAUAAUUUUGAUCCUUAUGCAUUAAAAAGAAGAUCUCUACCUGAAGAGACGAAACAAUAUAGUCCCGAAGAAGUAGUCUUAUGGACCAAUCACAGGGUAAUGGAGUGGUUAAGAACAGUCGACUUAUCUGAAUAUGCUCCAAAUUUGAGAGGAAGUGGAGUUCAUGGUGCAUUAUUGGUAUAUGAACCACGCUUUACUGAUGACCUUCUAGCAACUUUGCUCAACAUUCCAACAUCUAAAACUUUAUUACGUAGACAUUUAAGUACACAAUUUAAACAAUUAAUUGGUUUAGAAUUAAUGCAUCAAAAAAGAGAUUAUGAAUCCAACCCAAAUUACACACCACUUAUUCCAAGUACAAAAGUAAAGGCAAUUCGUAGAGGCCAGUUUUCCCUAAUGAGAAAAAAAGGGAAAAAUGAAAUUGCAUUCGAAGACUAUGUAUGUCCAUUGGAUUUAUCUGGAAACAACAUGCAAAAUUCUGAAGGCGAAUCUGAAAAACAAGCAGGCCAAUCAUACACUAGUGAAUUUUUAGGAGAAAAUAAACAGAAUAAAGAAGAAAGUAUAUCUAGUGAUAGUUCAUUUACAACCUUAUUAAAUAACGAGAAGCUAUUUGAAACUAUGGCAACUACAAAUGUUUGAUAAAUUAAAACAAUUUCUGUAUAAAGUUCAAAAAAGAAAGUCAAGAACAUUGUUCAAGUAUGUGGAUACAUACUAAUAAAUAUUAUACAUAAUUUUACCAAACAUAUUGUUAAAGAAGAUUUUUAUAAAGUUUACCUAAAGUAUUUUUCAAUCACUUUUGUAUACCAAUUAAUAAUAAUUCAUGUUUGUCCUUAAAAUAAUGUCAUAUAGUUAAUUCAAGAGUAUUUUAAAAUAUCACAUUUAAAGAUAGUUUUCAAACUAUAUAAUGGAGAAAAAAAUUUUUUUGUAUGUAUUUAGAUAUUUAUCUAGCCUAGUUUUUAUAGUAAUGCACUAUGUAAAAUUAUCUUGAUUAAAAACAGGGGCAUUUUCAAAUUAAACGAGUGUAUAAAAUUUGCAUGUAAGCUUUCCUAUUUUUGUUUUUUUUUAUAUGUAUAUCAAAAGCAAUAAUUAUUUAACUUUCAAAUAAUAUGUUUAUCUAUGAAAUAUUUCAUAAAGAAAUAAUAUAAACUAAUGACUGUUAUGAAAUUACAAAGCAGUAAUGUUAGGUUUUCAAAUAUGCCAUUUUAACUGUGAGGUUGCAUUCAAUAGUGGGGCGUAUGCAAUCUCAAGUUAGUCAUUUGACUGUUUUUUUAAUAGCAAAUUUUUUUUGUUACUUUAAACAAACUGUAUUUUUUUAAAAUUUACCAGACAUUUUUAUUAUUUGUUGCUAAAUUUUUACAUUUCUUACAAAUAUAACUGUUUUAAUGUUGUAUUUUUAUUAUUUUUGCUGUCAUUCUUCCUUUUUUUCACUUCAAAGAUACAUUUUCUGAUAAAAUGUUCUUGAUUUUGAUGUUCUGUGGAAUUUCUGUUAUUGUUUGUAUUUUCCAAAGAGAGGACUUUAUGCCAUUUACAGAAUAUACAAUUUUCUUUCACUUGGCCUUUUGUAAUUUUCUAUUAAAAGAUAGUCUUGAAAUUAAUGGAUAGAGAAAUCCAUUAGGUUUCAGUGUAUGAAUUUAUACAGUUGGUUUCAGCAAUGCUUAUCAUUAUGCUAUGAGUAUAUAAUCAUGAGAUAAUGAUGUUGGUCAACGGUGAUUAGAACUAGUUAAUUUAGUAAUAUAAUAUUACCCAUACAAAACUACUAAUAACUGGAAAAAUUGAAACAAUGAAAAUAUCAUAAAUUGCUAUAUUAUGGUCAAAAUUAUUAAAUCAUAAUUUUUAAACAAACAAAAUUCAUAGUAUCAGAUAUGUUACUUAUAAAGAGGCAUCUAUGUAAAUUAUUUCCAUUUUGAGAAGUCUAAGAGAAGAUGGGCAGCAGAAAAAUAAUUGAGACCUCAUAAACCUGUAGGUAACUUCAGAGAUUAAUAAAAAAAAAAA
This is a messenger RNA of Centruroides sculpturatus (bark scorpion), 5424 nucleotides long. Its product is annotated as liprin-beta-1-like. Gene Ontology annotation, biological process: neuromuscular junction development. The transcript is spliced from 20 exons. The coding region runs from base 604 to 4071 and encodes 1155 amino acids. Gene Ontology annotation, cellular component: presynaptic active zone. Lineage: Eukaryota; Metazoa; Arthropoda; Arachnida; Scorpiones; Buthidae. The record is from RefSeq and is a predicted model, not a curated record. Gene Ontology annotation, molecular function: protein binding.